CCGGCCUUCCCGGGAGGCCUGGAAUCCCGGGCAGCCACUGGCCCGUGGGGAUCCGCCGCCCUCCGUCACCGCGCGUCCACUUCCGUCCCGGCGGGAGGCGCCUCCCCUCCGCCUGCCCCGACCGUCCCCCGGCCCGGCGGGCAGCCUCCGCGCGGGGAGAACCCAGGCUUCCGGCGGCGGACAGUAGCCCAACUUAAAUAUCUCCAAUGGCUAACGAGGCUCAUCCUUGUCCGUGUGACAUUGGCCAUAAGAUAGAGUAUGGAGGGAUGGGGCGCGAAGUUCAAGUCGAGCACAUCAAGGCUUAUGUCACCAAACCCCCCUUCGACACGGGCAAGGCUGUGAUCGUCAUUCAAGACAUAUUUGGCUGGCAGUUGCCCAAUAGCAGAUACAUGACUGACAUGAUCGCAGGAAAUGGAUACACAGCCAUUCUUCCAGACUUCUUUGUGGGGCAAGAACCCUGGCAGCCUUCUGGGGACUGGUCCACCUUCCCGGACUGGUUGAAAACAAGAGACGCCAGAAAGAUCGACAGGGAGGUCGAUGCUGUCUUGAGGUUUCUGAAACAGCAGUGUCACGCUCAGAAAAUCGGCGUCGUGGGAUUCUGCUGGGGCGGAGUGGCUGUCCAUCACGUGAUGAUGAAAUACCCAGAAUUCAGGGCAGGGGUGUCCGUCUACGGCAUCAUCAAGGAUUCUGAAGAUGUGCACAGUUUGAAGAACCCCACGUUGUUCAUUUUUGCCGAAAAUGAUGCUGUGAUUCCUCUUGAGCAAGUCUCUUUGCUGACCCAGAAGUUGAAAAAACACUGCAAAGUGGAAUAUCAAAUUAAAACAUUUUCUGGGCAAACCCAUGGCUUCGUGCAUCGAAAAAGAGAAGACUGUUCAGCCGAGGACAAGCCCUAUGUUGACGAGGCAAGAAGGAAUUUAAUUGAGUGGCUGCACAAGUAUGUUUAGCAGGGGCCAAGGGUACACUUUCUCAGAAUAGCUCGCAUCCAGAAAAUUGCUUUGGGAUACUUGGGUCGUUUAAUUUUUACUAUCUUGAUAUAAAAUAAAUCCAGGAAUCCUGAAAUUCAUUAUUCCAUCUCAAACAUAAAUGCAGUAGGAAAUGUUAAUGCAUGAUACAAUUUAAUUUUGAACACAUACACUAAGGGAAAAACAGGUCAGUACCUGAAGAAUUUGAAUGGUAGAGUUAAUAUCCUGUUAGCAAAAACCUAGGGCUGUUUAUGGACCAGCUGACAGCUCAGCCAUGGACUUCGUGGUUCUUCGUUAAGUACAUUCUUUAAAACGAUGGGUGUGGCAGAGCCAUGAAGAGCAUGAAUUGUAAACUCAGAUUCAAAGCCCAGCUUCCUGGGGCAUUUGUCUGUCUUAAUACGGAUGAGUCGGUCAUGUUCAUGGAUUGCACUGUGAGAAAUACUGAAGCUAAAAUAGGGUUUCGUUGACCUAAUUAUAUUGAGCCAAUAAACUUACUUUCUGAAUGUGUGGCUUUUUCUAAAAGCUAAUAAAGAACAAUGGAUUAGAGUGACUA
Herpailurus yagouaroundi (jaguarundi) is the source of this 1515-nucleotide messenger RNA. It is a transcript of the gene CMBL, whose product is annotated as carboxymethylenebutenolidase homolog. The record is from RefSeq and is a predicted model, not a curated record. Gene Ontology annotation, molecular function: hydrolase activity. The coding region runs from base 207 to 944 and encodes 245 amino acids. NCBI's taxonomy places the organism in Eukaryota, Metazoa, Chordata, Mammalia, Carnivora, Felidae. The transcript has 6 exons.